Eriocheir sinensis (Chinese mitten crab) is the source of this 8471-nucleotide messenger RNA. RefSeq names its product ATPase family AAA domain-containing protein 5-like (gene elg1). The transcript is spliced from 15 exons. Gene Ontology annotation, cellular component: nucleus. Lineage: Eukaryota; Metazoa; Arthropoda; Malacostraca; Decapoda; Varunidae. Bases 270 to 6167 code for a protein of 1965 amino acids. Gene Ontology annotation, molecular function: DNA clamp unloader activity; ATP hydrolysis activity; DNA binding. The record is from RefSeq and is a predicted model, not a curated record.
AUUCAAACGAAUUAUGGCGGUAAUGGUCGAGCCGGGGCGAGGGUGAAGGGACGUUUGGUAUGCCCGCCGCCCUGCCUACCCUGCAGAGGUCGCCUUCACAGUGAUAAAGCUGCGUUGGCCUGUUCCUCCAGUUAUUAUGCGUCUAUUUAUCUUCAGUCUCGUUGUCAGUGUAUAUAGAGCCCCUUGAGGCUGCCUGAUAUGGUUUCAAGAGUGCUCAGAAAUAAGUUAAUGUAGUGUUAUCCCAUCAAGACUGAAGAGGGCUGUGCACCAUGCCUUUAUCAGCAGCAGUCCAUGAAUCACCCCAUUGUGGAAGAGGACAGAGGGGCAUUGAUUUCUUUUUUAAAAGUUCCCCAUCAUUGACUUCAAGUGUGACAGAAGAGAAAAGGGAUAUUUUGGCUUAUUUUAAGAGAGUGGAGAUUGCAAAAGACCAAGAGGGUCAAAGUUAUAAGUCUUCUCUUACUAGUAACUCAGAUGGCACAGAAGGUUCCUCUUCAAGUUCAGAGGGAGAUGAAGUCAAACCUGGAAAAAGUGGAGUUAUUAGAAAGAAAAACAGAUGUGAUCUUUCCAGUAACUGCAAGAAUAAUUUGAACAUAAAUGAAAAACCUAAACCUUCUAAAAGACAAAAGAACAUGACUUUGGAUUGUGACAGUGAAAAUGAGGUAAGGGCUAAAGAUGAGAGUGCAAAAGUUUGUAAUAUCAGUGAAAAGGUGCCAAAAAAGCCUUUUGACAAAGGGAGGCCUUUGAAUGGAAAUGAUACAGAUUUGGCAAUUGUUUGCUGCAAAGAGGGAACCACUAAUGACAAGAAUAACCCAACUGACUACAAAUCAUCAGAGUCAAAGAGUGAAGGGUGUUUAGAAGUAGAAAGUGAUGGAAAUACAAAAGACAAAGAGGAAACAAAAAAAUCAACUCUUAAUGAAUCAACAGAAGUUAGGAAAAAUGCAUUUGCCUUCAUGAUGGCCAACAGGGUGAGGCAGACAGAAGCAGGAAAAUCUUCACAAGAAGAAAAGCCCUUUAACCAUGGAGAGGAAGAGGAUGGUAUCAACAUAAUUUAUGAUAACAGCUGUGUGAUUAUAGAUGACUGUGCAGUUAAAAAAUGUGAGGCAGAAGGAAAAAAGAAUGCAAGCCUAAACUCUACAGCUUCAAAGAAAAAAAAUAGUGCCACAAGGAAAAAUGUGGAAAAGGAAGAUAAAGAUAAAAGUAAAGAUCUUGAUACUUCACUCCAGGACUUUGAUUUGACACCGCAUGGAAAGCCUAAGAAGAAAAUGGGAACGAAGCCAAAAAAUAAGGAAGAGAAGAUUACCACCACCUCCUCCUGUACAGAAGUUGCAAUACCAUGUGACAUUAAUCAUCCGAGCCCCAGCAAUGAUGAGAAGCCAUCAAACUGUAUAUCCUUUACAGAUUACAUCAAGAGCGCUGGUAGUAUUGUAAAGGAGAGUGCUAAAGAAGAAAAUAUUGUUAAAGAAACAGACAAGAUAAAGAAAGAAGCUUUGAAUGAGUCCAAGACAAAUGAGCUUCAGCAACAACAGGCUAACAGUAAAUGCACUCGUAAAGAAGCAAAUGAAAUAAAGAAAAGAGAAGCUAUAAGUAAUCCUAAGACAAUUGAAGAGCAAGAGCAGACUACUAACAGCAACUGCACUCUUAAAGAACCAGAUGAUGUAAAGGGAAGGGAAGUCAUGAGUGCGUCCAAGACAAAUGAACUCAAGGAACAGCAAACUUCAGACACUAACUGCACUCUUACAGAACCAGACGAAGCUAAGGAAAUGGAAGAAGCCCUGCCUAAGUCCAAAGCAGGUGAAUUCCAGCAACAGAAAACUACAAAUAGUACAUGCACUGUUAAACAUGUAGAUGAAGGAGCUAAGAAAAUUGAGCAGCAGCACCAAAAGACUUCAAACAGUAAUUUUGAGUCCAAUUUGAGUAGCAAUAUCCUCAACGAAAAUCUUAUGGCUUCUGAGGAAUGUGACGAAUCAGUAAAGAAGAUGAAAUUGGUUAGCUCUUCAGAGGUAAAUGAAAAACAGGAUGACCAGAAUAUAACAAAAGAACCAUCAAAAGCAAAGCAGGUGGCUCAUGUGCAAAGGAAGAGAGCAAAGAAGACAAAAAUUGUGUUGAGUGACUCUGACGAAGACUUCAAACCAUCCAAAGCUCUUGGGGCAUCCAGGGAGAGGAAUUCCAAGCUAAAAGAAGAUUCAAAAAGUUGUGAUAAACCUUCAGCAUCUCCAAGUAUUUCAAGUUUUUUCAGAAAGAUUAGUCAAAAGGAAAAAGAUGAAGAGAAAAACAAGACUGUCAUCACUGUACAAGCAGAUGUGCAUGCUCCCAUUGAUGGCAAUGAAACUGUUGGGAAGAGACUCAGUAGCCCACUUCAUUCCCAGGGCUGUGGAGAGUUGGGGGAGACUUCUGGUCCAAGGAAAGGCAAUGCUUCAAACAUUCAUGGUGUCAGGAAGAAUGCUCAAAAAGUUCAGAAGGGAGCACAUACUAAGUGCAGCUUAGAUGAACUUAACAAGAUCGAGCUGCUAGAGCAAAUUCCACCCUCAAAGUCAGUGAUCAAGAAGGGUUUAAGGAAAGUGGACAAAGUGGAUGAAGAUAGAAAUGCAGAAGAUAGUGAUACUGAAACAAUAAAAAGUAAGACAGCAGUGGCCCCAAAGAGAGGGGAACUUCCUAAGAAGAAAACUUUGAGAACUAGAAAAAGAAAUGUAAAAACAUCAAUAGGAGCAAGGAAGAAGUCAUUGAGGAGGAAAAGGGUUGAGUCUUCCACAUCAGGAGAAGAGAGCUCAGAAGAACUGUUUAUUAGACAGAGGAGCGAAUCCCCGGAGAAUGACAAAGAUGCAGUGGAAACAAAGAGCAGCAGCAGCAGCAUAAGUACUAAUGGGUGUCUGGAUACACCUGAGAAGUCUAAUAGUGUUCCACAAUCCUCUGAGGCAAGUGAGGAUGACAAGGAGAAUGUGGCUCAUUACACCUCACAACUCCUUCGCCAGCCAGGCAAACUCAGCUUACGUUUGAAGAGGAUUCACCCUCCCCAAGACUCUUGUGGAAAACAAAAGAAGCUGAAACUGAGAAAAGCAAAUAAAAGUCCUAAUCAUCAACAAGUUAAAAAGAUUUUGAAAAGGGCCAAAAAUUCCAGAAGUACUCAGCAGAAAAGAAGACUUUGUGCCACCCAGAAACAGAACCCCAAGGAGAAGGCAAAGAAAGAUCUAGCUGAUGCUGGCCAGGCACAAGCAAUGAAUACAUUAAUAAUUCUUGAUGAGGAUGAAGAAGACAGCACAAAUAAACAAGUCUCCAAAAAGGCAGCAGCCAAAAGGAAGGUCAGUCAGACUCAGUUGAAGCCACUUUUGCCCAAAGCUACAAAGGGACUGAAGAAAGGCUUGAUUCAGAAGACUCUCAAGAAGUCUGAGAGUGAGGAGAAGAAUGACUUGCAGCGCAGAACCCCACGCCGAGCUGCUGCUGCUGCUGCCAGGCGAUACAUAGAAGUGGAAGCUGAUGAAAAUGACAAGCCAAAAAGGUCAAAUAAAACCUCCAAGAAGGUGGUUCUAAACAAAGCUGUCAAAUUAGCCCCUAUAUUCUGCAAAAGGCCGGCAUCACCAUCAGGUGUUGAGUUACUGAAAGUUGUGCCUCUUUCACCAAGCAAACUGAAGGCUCGGCAGGAAUUCCUAAACUCCAGUGUGUCGGAUGAUGUCAGGAAACAAGUUGCUACAGAGAAGAGUGUUGAGGAGGAGGGCGUCUUGUGGCCACCCUUUCCUGAAGUGAGUCACACGCAGCAAAGGGAAGAAGGGGCUGCUCCAUGGAAUCUUAAAGAACCUCAACUGCCACUACAGGCGGAGAGCACCUAUUCUCCUGUAACGAGUCUGACAUUUACUCCGGACUACCCGUCCCUCAAGAAAAAGAGUGCACCCAGGAAUGUGGCUCCAUGUCAUGUACCCCACCUAGAACUUGGGGACAUCAUUCUUUCUCUCAGCUGCAUGAAAACAAAAUAUCCAGACUUUCCUGUGUAUGAAGUCUUUAAGGCCUAUUAUGAGAUGAAAAAAGAGGCUGUUGAGUCAUAUCAGAAGGAGGUAAAGAAAGAAGAGGUUGUGAUUGACCUUCAUGAUGAGGAAGAACAAAAUUCUAGUCGGAGGAAGAAAAGGAAAGGCAAGAACAAACUUACUGCUCUGGGGAGAGGAAAGCGACGGAAACUUGACAAUGGAAAGGAGGCAACAGAAGAGACUCAACAGAAUCAACAAGAAGAGUUCAAGUCUUUAUGGCAUGAGAAAACACCUCAUAUGUGGACACAAAUAUUCAUGCCUAAAAAUGCCAGCCAGGUUAUUGGGAAUUCUGAUAAUGUGACAAAGCUGAAGCUUUGGCUGCAGGAAUGGAAAAAUAAGCCUCAAAUAAGGCUCCCAAAAAGAAAGAAAAAAUCAUCAAAGAAAGCAGAUGACUUUGUGGUGUCUGAUGAGUCUACUUAUGGAAAUGAGGAGGAUGAAUUUGUAAGCACCUACCUGCUGUGUGGACCCCCAGGUGUUGGCAAGACUGCUGCCGUUUAUGCUCUGGCAAGUGAGUUAGGCUACAAGGUUCUGGAGGUGAAUGCCUCAUCUCGGCGCCCUGGUCGGCAGGUUAUGAGUCAGCUGGCAGAAGCUACUCAAUCACAUUCCGUCUCCAACACCUCUGCCACUGCCUCCCAAUCCUCUAAUGCCUUCACUGCCUUGUUUUCUGCCAGGAGCUCAAGUAGUGUGACAAAAAAAGACAACAGUCAAAAGGAAUAUUCAUUAUCAUCUGACAAAGCCUCAAACAAGACAAAAGGUGUAUCUCUGGUUCUCUUUGAGGAUAUUGACAUUGUGUUUGAUGAGUGGGAUGAGGGCUUCAUGUCCACUGUCAACAGCCUCAUGGCCACCACCAAGAGACCCAUUAUCCUCACUGCCACUCAUGCCUGCCCCAUCCUCUUCUCACGAAUCAAAGAGAGUUUUGAGGUCAUGGAGUUUGUUAAGCCCCCACAGAAGCUGACUGCUCAGCACUUACAGCUUGUUGCCUUAGCCAAUGGGUGUCACAUCUGUCCUCAUGAUGCGGAGUGUCUGGUACACCUCAAUAAGGGUGAUAUCAGAAAGUCUGUGUUGGACCUUCAGCUUAUGAGUCAGUCCGGCUCCAGUCAUGAGAACUGUGACUGUACUGUGCCAGAGAAUAUAUUUGAUGACGUUACAAUGGAGAGCUGCAGAGCAAUAUUCCCACAAGCAGAGACUUAUAACCAGAAGACACUCAAGAAAGCUGUAUUUUAUAAAGUAGAAUUGUGGAGAAAACUGAAUGCAAAACCAAACUACAAUCCCCUCAAUAGAAUACCAAAGGCACAAUAUUUGUGUGACAAUGAAGAUAUUUCUUGGGAGGAAGUUGAAAGUAAUCUUAAUAGUGUUUUACCAUUUCCUGUAAAUGAGAGAGAAAAAACACUUCAUAGGUACCCUCUUCAGUCUGACGAUCCUCUGCUGAAGAAAUCCACUUUAGGGAUGUAUGAAAGUUUGCUCUGUCUGGAUGAUGAACAGGAAACAGAACCAGAGCCUGUGACGCAAGCACCUGAAAAGGAGAAAUCAAGGGACUCUCCAGGUGUACAAAAGGCUUCACACAGUUGUCUGAAAUCAUUGUCAAAUCUUUAUGACUCAGUGGCUCAACUUGACAUUCUCAGUUCACAAAUCACCACUAAUGCAGAAAUAAAAGACCUUGGUUGGUGGGUUAAGCAGCCAUCUGCAGGGUUGAGUGACAAUCCAGGAGUCACUCACUCAAAGUGGAGACCUUGUAGUAAUGAAGACAUCAUACAGGAGUUUGCUCAGAGGGCAAUAAAGGUUUGUGGAAGGGAGAUUGCCUCUGCUCUUGAGGAAGUAUCUGCUAAAGACUGGCCACAGCUCUCUCUGCCUUGUGACAAGAACGAAGGAACACAAAGUUGUAUUAUGCAAUCAACCCAAUGUGAAUGGGAACGUGCACAAAAGAGGAGCGUUAUCAACAGAAUAUCAAGCCAAUUGCCAGCGCUGAACCAACUGAGCCACGGUGCAGUACUGGACUACCUUCCAGCUCUCAGGAGUUUUGCUCGGCAGGAUGAGCUGGGUGCAGCGAUGGGCAGGAGGAAGCGAGGCAGACGCUUCCUGAGUCACUUUCUACAACUAGGCUGGACCAUAUCACCGAGUGACAGAAUAUCAUUAGCUAAUGCCUUAAUUACAUAGCCUCUAUUACUGUUAUUAUACUUGGGUACUUAUUACUGCAAUGGGAUGAAUAGUUUUCCAACACUUUAUUACACAGAAGCUUUUGAUGUAUGUAAUAUUUACAGAUAUGAACAUCAGCUCUGUGUGCUGAAGCAGACGCUUUCAAGAUGGGCUUUGUAAUGCUUUUUAUCUGUGAUGUGGCACAAAAGUUAUCGCAAAAGCCAUGGUGACAUUUGAAAUAGGAUUCAGGCUGGAGUGGCCUUAGAUUUCCCUGAGCACUGAGGGGCUGAGUGAUGUAUCAGUAGAGGCAGUAAGUGAAUUUGUUGACUGGUCUUUCAAGCCAAAAUUGCAUAUUAGUUUUUAGGAGAUAUCACCAUCCUGUAAAUAAUCAUAGUGUUCUCCUUUUAUAUGGUCCACCACUAGGCUAAUCACCUUAUUUAUGAAGGCCUGUGGAAAACAAUUUCAAUUUCCAUAACUGAAAGCAGCUGUCAUGGUGGCACUCUGAUAGUUUACUUUGCCUGUUAUUCCAACACUUUUUAUAUCAUGUAUAUUUAUUACAAAAAGUUGGUGAAAAUGCUUUUAAGUAAACAAAAAAAUUAUAGAUUUUGAACCUUCAUCAAACUAGAUAUUUUAUAUAACCAUGAAUGUAUGUUUUGUACUUUUAUUGAUUUUAUCUCCUUGACAGAAUGAAAGAACCUUGUGCCUACUAUUUUAGCAUACUUUGUGAAGGUUAGAUUGGGGUGCAAUGUGGUUGAGCAGGUGGUGGAAACAUUCAUGUAGAGCAUAGGGUGGUGUACUAUGUAUUUUCUAUGAGUAAAGUAAUGUUGGGGGCAUAGGGUAUACCUGAGCAUGACCCAGGUGCUCAACUACAUCAUAUUGGCCCUUGAGCCAGUGAUGGGUUUGAACCCAUUACUCUGGGACACAAGGCAAGUGUAACAACUGGGUUACCACAGUUUACCUUCCCUGGGUACCCACUAUUGAUCAGUCUAAAAGAAUGAACAACUUGGUGACCUUCCAACCAAUUGCCCAAGCCUGGAUUUGAACCCUGACUUGCAGAUGUAUAGCUAGGUUUGCUAAUCACUACACCACCAGUUUUUGUAUGUUGAAAGUUGUAUAUAUCUUUAUCAGUAAGGCCACUUUUUCAUUGUAAGCCUUGUGUGACAUUGUUUACAAAACACGGAGGCUCACACUUAGUCUCGUGAGAUCGCGAUUCUCUGUCAUUUAGGUAAUAUCUUUAUAAUCCACAUUUGUAUUUUAAACCACAAGAUUUAGGAUUAUGGGUCUGUGGUUUACAAUUUUCAUUGCAAUAGACAUUUUGUUUGCUCACAUGAUUAAAACUUCAUGAUGCACACAUCCAUCAUUUUCUGGGUCCAAUAAUGUUAGAUGAAAAUGGAUGCUGUGAUUAUUUAAAAAAAUAAAUUAUACAGAACAGUUAUGUAGGUAUCCAAAAGAAUGACCUUUAUGGUUAAUUAUUUGAUUACAAGGAAUUAAGUUGAUUUAAUAGGUAGAUUAUCUUUUUAAAGCAUCUGUAACAUUCACUUUUAUGGGUCUCAUAAUACAGUUUUUUUUAUGAUUUUUAUAACUUUAGAUUGCUGUAAUUCCCCAUAAAGAUAUCUUAAGUAAUGUUUUAGUGAUAUUCCAUAAGUAGAAGUAAUAUGGAUUUACUUUCAACCAAAUGAGCAAAAUGACUAUUGUUUUGAGUGUCAGUUGAUCCUUGUAAAACAAAUCUAAUGUAUCAAAUACUGGAUUUCUGCCAUUUUUAAGACGUGUUUAGUGGUCUUGCAAUUCUUACAACCAAGCAACCCAGCAAUAAUUGGAGAGGUCAGGACAGACAGAAGACCAGGUGGAGAGAUGAAUUAAAGCAUUUUCCAGAGAAAAAUAGAAUACAGUAACGUCCAAAAGAGAGGUUGAAAAUCUCAAGCUGUUCUUGUGGGGUCUUUGUUUAAUCUUUUGCAGUCCUAUAAUCCUUUUUAACUCAGUUCAUUAACCAGUCAUGCACAAUUCAUUCAUAAUUUUGCAUCUCCCCCUUGCUUGCCUACAUCACCAUCUCACACCUAUUCAUUAGCAUGUCUUUUUCUGUGGUUGUUUUAGUCUUUGUUCUUUUGGUUGGUGGCAUCUCAGAAUUAGUCCAGUUGCCAAAAUAGUUUUACAUCAACAGACACCACACUUCUUGAGCUUCAGAUUCUUCAAACAUCUUUUGGCUGAAGCAGUGCUCUUUCUCAUUUCACCACCCAAUCUUCUCCAGUGCAAAAUGGAAGCAGGUGUUUCUUUUUGUAUUAAAUGUAUUUUAUAUUAGGUAUGUUAGUGUUUAGAAUAUAUAUAUAU